AUGAAAUUGAAGGCACUCGACAAGCCAAAUAUGGAUGUCGAGCACUCACGGAACGAGAGAAGGAGAAAGGAGGGACAAGAGAAGGCUAGAUUGGAUGUUGCUAGAGAGGUUGACACCGACAAAUCCAGCAUCAGGAGCUACCUCAGUGAGCGGCUCGCAUCAGAUGAUCAAAUUUUAAGCAGACUACCGGGCAUCGUCUCCAAGCUUGUCACAGAGCUUGAAAAAGGCGGAGACGAGAAGUCCAUCGAUCAGUGGUGCAAAGCCAUCGUCUCUUUCCGCACUGGUGAGAUCAAGGCUAGAGUAGAUGCGGUAUACCUCAACAGCCUCUCUGACAGCCAGUCAAAUGGACGCUCUGAUACAUCAGACGAGGAAUUGAAGGGACGGAAAGCUGCUUUGCAAGCUGAAAUGGAGGAACUGCACUCGGAGAUCGCGUCGGUCGCUGAGAUGGUGGUCGAGCACGAGCUACGAAAGCCAAUGAACGAAAUGAAGGAGCGAAAAGAUCGAGAAGUGACACAGGCUCGAGGUGCAUGGUUGAAUUACAUUCUCACGACACUCGAUUACAUGGGCAAGCGCCUCGAUACCAUCACAACCAGCACACAAGACGUCGAUGGCUUCCAACAAGCACUCGCACAUGUCAGCGACGCAGCAUCAAAGCGUCUACCAGAAGCCCAUGCCAUCCGACCCACUCCACCACGACGAAGGACUACAUCCGAGCCACUAUCAGCAUUCACGCCCAUGGUCAAGCUAAAGCCCUCAAAAACCCUGGACCUACCUGUAGCCCUCCAAGACGCUCUCCGCCACGCCGGCAUACCCUUCAACCAAGACAGCAUCGAAGCUCUCCAAGACUCACUAAUCCACGCCCAAGCCGAACGCGAGGGCAAGCUUCGAGAGCACUAUGCCUCUACAUCCACAUCUACGCACGACAAACUGGCCGAACGCUCGAGCAAAGCCGAUGCUGAUUUGCGCGUCAUCGUCGACGCUUUGUUCAAGCACACGCCGUUCCAGCAGGUCCACUUGACGGACGCACGGUUGGAUAGGCAGUUGCGUGAUUUGGAGGCGGAGGUUGAGAAGAAGAAUCAUGAGUUGCUGGAGGCGGAGGGGAAUGUGUUGAGUUUGAGCGAUCCGAAGGUUCGAGCUUUUGUUAAGAAGUAUGGCAAGUAG
Molecule: messenger RNA, 1161 nt
Organism: Parastagonospora nodorum SN15
Lineage: Eukaryota; Fungi; Ascomycota; Dothideomycetes; Pleosporales; Phaeosphaeriaceae
Exons: 3
Coding region: 1-1161 (386 amino acids)
Source: RefSeq, a predicted model, not a curated record